UUUCGCGUUUGUAAACGUGUUUACUUAAACAUGUUCACCUGAAGUAGUUCAGGUUCCCGUGUAACCGCGCCCUUAGAUAUGUCUACACAUCAAUAGAAAUAACAACAUUAAUUUACUUAUGUAAACGUGUGGGGAUGUGUGUAUAUUAUUAAUUUAGUGUGGAUGUUAUCUUCUGUUAAGUGACAAAAUAGUAGUUUUUACAGUGUAUUUUAAAGAACUUAUAAUAGCCCGCACAGGGUAGUGAGCAACGAGCAUUACUCCUACGGUGUUAGUGAUAUAAAACAGGUACAUAAAACUUCAACCCUGAAAACCAAAUGUUUAUGUAUAGGGUCACUCUUUACAUUCCAGUACGGUGACGGUGAUAACAGCGGUGGUGGACAGGUGCUAAUGGAGGUUGUGGGUGCUUCCAUAAGUCCAAACGAAAGUGAAAUUAAUGUAUGUGUGUGUAUAUAUGUAUGUAUAACCAAAAAAUAAGGUUAACUUAAUUUAGGUUUGUCAUGUUAUGCAACUUGUGUAGAUACCGGCUGGUUGCCGAACCUGUUUGUUUUUAUUCCGCUAUGUUCUCGAGCUUCGUUGAUUUUUAAUAAGAUAGAUUAUAAACAUUUGCUGUAAAUGUCUGCAAGUGGAGAUCUUUGAUGUAUUGCAGCGCAGAAGUAUCACUUGCAGAUGAACUGCGUCAAGAAUUGAUUGUUGAGAAUGGUACUGGAGACGGUGCAGUACUGCUGACACUGGGUUGUUAACGUGAAAUGCCAGCAGAGCCAAAAUUUUGGCACUUGUGUGCUAUGGAAGGAAAAUCGGCCUGUAACAAAGUUGCGAUAUAUUUUAUGAUAAAUUUUCGAGAGCUGUGUUUGAUCACUUUGUCUUUGCCUUUAUCAGCCUUGUUUAUCUGCUUCAUUACGGCAUAUAUAUUUCAACAAGAUGAGAUUCAUGAAACUCAUUGCAAAGUCUACAACGUGAUCCCCUCGAUCAGCGCCAUCACCGGCAUCAGCCCGCAGCGGUACCUGUGGCGGGUGUGCGUGGCGUUCCACAUGGGCCCGCGCGUGGUGAUCGGGCUGGUGUACCGCGCCCACUACCGCGCGCUGCUGGCCGAGCUGCCGGCCGAGCUGGCGGCGGGGGGCGGCGCACACGCCCAGCGCCUGCUCGACGCCUGCUUCUGGCUGUACCUGGUGGAGGUGGCGGCCGUGUGCGGCGUCACCUACGUCUCCAACCGGGAGAACUACCCCGUGCACGAGAAGUUCUUCAUCCUGUUCAUGAUGAGCUCGGUGGGCUACAUGGUGGCCACGGUGAAGAUCUCGAAGCUGCUGCGGCCGGCCAUGACCGCGACGGAGCACACCUCGUACGUCAUCAAGAAGUGCCUGCUCGCGGUCACCGUCCUCAGCGCUCUGGGGCUGCUGCUCUUCUUCCUCAAGCACCGUCUUCUGUGUCACGAGAUGGCCUUCAGCUGGUUCUCCCUGUGCGAGUACAUCAUCGCCACGGCCAACAUGGCGUUCCACGUCACCGUGAUGCUCGACUUCCCCACGGAGAAGCUGGUGGUGGCCCGCGAGGGGCGGGCGCUCGCCCCCGGCCUCAAGGCGGAAUAGUGGCCGCCCCCCCUCCGCUCGCCCCCUCGGCACCGCAGCGUGCGUGCACACGCUCUCGUCUGCUAGCCAGUGUUUCUGUUUUUGUCAUCGUCGCGACGCAGGGUGUCCACAUGCCGGGAAGUUCAGGGAGCCUGGAAUCGAUCAGUAAAUCCUGGAAAAGUUAUGGAAAUUUACCCGGUGAUAUUAAAUCGAGAGGGAUCAGUGUUUAUAAUUGAGUUCUUACAUUUUCACUUUCUUUGAAUGAUUUUCGCGAUGGAGAGGAUUUAUUUAAAUCGUUAUUUUGGACGUACGAUGUUGCUGGUUUGCACUGUAGGUCACGGAGAAAACCUGAAGAAUGGACAAAGAAAUUUGACAUUGACUGAUUUUGGCUAGUUUUCUGUGUGUCCAAAAUAAUGAUUUAAAUUCCUUAAUUUGUGUUUUGAAAGACUAAGGAACUCAGCUUAGGACUAUGUAAAUACCGAUCAAUUUAAUUGUACAAAAUUAAUUUACAGUAAUAUUCUUACUGAGCUUUUUUUUCACAUUCUUACUUUUAUGUAUAAAAAAGAAUAAAGUAAGUGGAAGAUAACUAAAGCUGGUGGAGGCGGGAAUUUUUAUUUUUAUUUUUAUUUCUUUGAAAUUCCAAAAAAAAAUUUUGUUUGAAAAAAAUUAGUCAGGGAAAUUUGAAAUAUUGUUCAGGGAAAAGUGAGGCAAAUUUUAUUUGAGAUACAUGUGGACACCCUGCAAAGAGCAGAAAUGAUGUAAGCACGUAGUUCAUAGAGCAGAUGACUUUGCUGUGCUGGAAACACAGCGUGGUUUCCUCCGCGAGCUGGCAGGAAAAUUGAGCUGCUUGUAGCGAGGUUCGGGUUCUUUUAUUCUCCCCCUCCCCCUUCUGGAGGCAGUGAUGCAGCAAUCUGUUGCUAGUCUCCGUGCGGAAGGCAUCCGCUGUGACGUCAUUUGCGGCAGUGGUAUAGCGCAUCUCAUCC
Molecule: messenger RNA, 2542 nt
Organism: Bacillus rossius redtenbacheri
Lineage: Eukaryota; Metazoa; Arthropoda; Insecta; Phasmatodea; Bacillidae
Product: post-GPI attachment to proteins factor 2-like
Exons: 5
Coding region: 747-1580 (277 amino acids)
Biological process (GO): GPI anchor biosynthetic process
Cellular component (GO): Golgi membrane; endoplasmic reticulum membrane
Source: RefSeq, a predicted model, not a curated record